AUGAAUGCAAAAUACCCUCAUGGAACGAAUCCUUCUGGUCAAGAAUCUGUUCAAGAUUGGUUAAAUUUGGGUUUAACUCCUGGAAGUGAUCAGUCUUUAUACGUAACUCAGCAUCAACAUAUGGGUGCAGAAUACCAUCAAGGAACUAAUCCAUCAGAUCAAACAGGUAAAAAAGGGAAAGUAAUAAAAAAUGUAGAAAAAUAG
Messenger RNA from Meloidogyne enterolobii, 204 nucleotides. NCBI's taxonomy places the organism in Eukaryota, Metazoa, Nematoda, Chromadorea, Rhabditida, Meloidogynidae. The record is from the annotation of a GenBank genome assembly.